UUUAAAGUUUUAUCGGACAUCAAUUAUUGGAUAUUUAGAGGUAGAAUGAACUCGUGUUUGUAAUUAGCCAGAAAUCCGUUAUUUGUACCAAUGGCUGAGAAGAUUGAGGAAGAGAAAGCUACAAGCGCUUCACAUAACCUAACAUGUCCACUAUGUCUUGGUAUCUUCGACGAGGCGACCAUCCUGACUUCAUGCGGACACACCUUCUGUCGGAAAUGUCUCAAGAACUAUGACCUGUCCCAUCAGGAACUUGAUCACAUGAUAUGUCCUCUCUGCAAGGAGGUCACCAAGUUGUCUGCGAACCGUGUCGAUGAUUUCCUCACCAAUGUGACGGUCAACGGACUCGUAGACGAUUACAACGCCAAGUGUGGAGGGGUGAAUGCUGCCCUGGAGGUGCGUCCAAAAUGCACUGCUUGCACAUUCCAUCAAGAUGCUGUCUCAUUCUGCAGAACAUGUAAUAACUACAUGUGUGAUAAGUGUCUGGAUUGUCAUCAACAUCUUAAAGUCGUCUUUGAAGGACAUGAGAUUGUAUCCAUGGAGGAUAUCAUCAAGGGGAAGGUCAGCAUUGGUCACCUAUAUGAGAAGUGCUGCAUCCACAAACAAGAUAACAAAGAUAUGUUUUGUGAGGAUUGUAAGGUCCACGUCUGUCACAAGUGCGUGAUAGUCAGUCAUCAAAAUCACAACAUCAAGCAUCAGGCUGACUUCGAGCAAGAGUUACGGCUAAAGGUGAACGACCUUGUCCAGCGUUGUGCAAAUAAGACAUCCGAACUGGAGAAGAACAUUCAGAAUGUGGAGGUACAACGAAAUGAAGUAUACACUGCCGUGCAGAGACUACUAGACGAUGUCAAUCAAGCCUACAGCAUCAAGGCGAAAGAGCUUGAAAAAAAUCAUCGAAAUCUCAUCGAGCAGAUCAAUGCAGUGAAGCGGAGUUUCGAUGACGAUCUCAACGUCUUAAAAUCCAACGAUCGACAAAGGAUCAAGAGUAUUUGCAGUUUAAUAACACUGGUAACUACUGACAGACUGGGUCGUCUUGAGCCAGACAGUGUGUCUGCUCAUACCUUGCUCUGUGAGGAACUAGAUGCCAUGCUGAAGGAGGCUACUGAUCACACUUCUGCGGCAGCCAUUACGAAUAAAGCACAGGAAAAGAGGUUCAAGUCUGCAGAUGUUACUCGCAUUGAACUCGGAAGCAUUUCAGAAUCAACUACUGACCACACUUCUGCUGCAGCCAUUGGGAUGACAGCACAAGAAAAGAGGUUCAAGCAUGAAGAUGAUACUCGUCUUGAGCCCAGGAGCAUCUCAGAAUCAGCUACUGAUCACACUCCUGCUGCAGCCAUUAGCAAGAAAGCACAGGAGAAGAGGUUCAAGCAUGAAGAUGAUACUCGUCUUGAGCCCGGGAGCAUCUCAGAAUCAGCUACUGAUCACACUCCUGCUGCAGCCAUUAGCAAGAAAGCACAGGAGAAGAGGUUCAAGCAUGAAGAUGAUACUCGUCUUGAGCCCGGGAGCAUCUCAGAAUCAGCUACUGAUCACACUUCUGCUGCAGCCAUUGGGAUGACAGCACAAGAGAAGAGGUUCAAGCCUGCAGAUGUUACUUGUCUUGAAAUCGGGAGCAUCUCAGAAUCAGAUCCCAAGUUGCAAUUAAUGGAGUCUGUAAAUCUUCGGGGACGGAUGUCUGGUAUGACCCCGUACUCUAAGGACAGUGUAGCUAUCGGGUAUAAUAUGGAUGCACGUGGUAUAGAUAUCAUCGAUUCAACUGGUUAUCAUGAGCAGUAUGAAAACAUAACACGUAACAUGAAGUGCGUUGAUCUUGUGUUUCAACAAGACGGGUCGGUAUUCAUAUCGAAUGGUAACAAUAAAGCACACAUAUAUGCUCCUGAUAGAUCCAAGAAAUCAACCAUACACGUAAAAGGCAACGAACUUAAUCUCAAACUAAACAGAAGUUCAGCAGAUGAAAUCCUCAUCGCGAACAGUGAGAAGAAAGUCUACAUCUUAAACCCGACGGGAUCUACUCUCAAACACACUGUUCCAACAAAACACGAGACGAGCCAGGUAUCUGGCACCAGGUCGGGUUUGCUCGUCACGAGUUCAUGUGAUUUAACUAAUCCAAGCGUGGUGACGGUCUAUGACAGGGAUGGGAAUGCUGGUAAGUCCCUAAAGGCUCACCACCAUGCCUGUGCUGCCGUGGAUGAGCAGGACAGGGUGUAUGUAGCGAGUUAUGAUCGGGGGAUUAGGGCGACGGUGAUUAGGCUCUAUGACCUUGAUGGUCUGAACCUCAAGGAGAGAGUUGUGUUCAAAUGCAAGGGACUUAAUCUGUCGACUGGUUAUAGUUGGUGUUACUUGGUUUCUCUCUCACCAGACGUGCUCGCGUUUGCUUGUGACAAGAAGUUGUAUUUUAUCAAAGUAUCACUGUAAUCCAUCUCACACUCUAUAUUACCAUUAUUUGUAGUGUAUGCCUCUCUGCUCCAGUUCUUCCUUAAUACGGGCCUAUAUUUCAUAUUAUAUUGUUUAUUACGUGAUAACUAUUUAAACCGAAUGAGAAGAUGCCCAUUCUCUCGAUAGAUUUUAAUUACC
Molecule: messenger RNA, 2568 nt
Organism: Strongylocentrotus purpuratus (purple sea urchin)
Lineage: Eukaryota; Metazoa; Echinodermata; Echinoidea; Camarodonta; Strongylocentrotidae
Exons: 2
Coding region: 91-2409 (772 amino acids)
Biological process (GO): positive regulation of DNA-templated transcription
Cellular component (GO): nucleoplasm; chromatin
Molecular function (GO): zinc ion binding; ubiquitin-protein transferase activity
Source: RefSeq, a predicted model, not a curated record